This is a messenger RNA of Penaeus chinensis, 2143 nucleotides long. RefSeq names its product chitinase-3-like protein 1. Gene Ontology annotation, biological process: chitin catabolic process; carbohydrate metabolic process. Bases 7 to 1830 code for a protein of 607 amino acids. Lineage: Eukaryota; Metazoa; Arthropoda; Malacostraca; Decapoda; Penaeidae. The transcript has 11 exons. Gene Ontology annotation, cellular component: extracellular region. The record is from RefSeq and is a predicted model, not a curated record. Gene Ontology annotation, molecular function: chitinase activity; chitin binding.
UGCAACAUGAGAGUGUUCGUCCUCCUAGCCCUCUUUACCGUCGGGGCUCAGUCCUUUGACAAUGUAAUUUGCUACUUCGGUUCCUGGUCCGUGUGGCGACCUGGCGAUGGCAAGUUCGACGUUGAGGACAUCGACCCCUUCCUCUGCACGCACGUCAUCUUCGGCUUCGCGGGCCUGAGCAACCACACCUGGGAAAUUGAGGUCUUGGAUCCUUGGAAUGAACUGUGCCCCGACGAGUCAGACAUUGGGAACAACUGUGCCUUCAAUAGGUUUACAGACCUUAAGAAGAUAAAUCCUGCUCUGAAGACCAUCCUCGCCGUUGGAGGCUGGAAUGAGGGGUCGGAGGAUUAUUCUGUCAUGGCGAUGGACCCUGAAAAGAGGAAGACCUUCAUAGAGAGUUCGAUAGAGCUCGUGAGGAAACACAACUUCGACGGUCUUGAUGUGGACUGGGAGUAUCCAGCCGCUCGAGGGGGCGUGCCAGAGGACAAGGAAAAUUUUGUGACCUUGUUGAAGGAAUUCCGAGCUCGUUUUGAUACAUUCAGCCCCCCGCUGCUGCUGUCCGGCGCUUUGUCCCCCGGUAAACCCACCAUUGACGAUGGCUACGAUGUGCCUGGCAUAGCGGAAAACCUCGAUAUGGUGCACGUGAUGGGCUACGACUACCACGGCACUUGGGAGAACUUCACGCACCACAAUGCUCCCAUCUGCAGCCAUUACCUUGAUGAAGGCGUCUUGCAAUACUUCAAUGUCGAGUUCACCGUAGAGUACUACCUGUCCCUAGGACUACCCAAAGAUAAGAUGGUGUUGGGGAUCCCUGUGUACGGCCGAUGCUUUACGCUGGACGACAUUGAGGAAAAUGGAUUCUAUGCUCCUGCACACAAACCAGGGCCUGCUGGGCCCUACAUACGUAUUCCUGGAACUCUGGGUGCUAACGAGAUCUGUGAACGACUCCGGGACGACAAAACAUGCAAGAUCGUGCAUGACCCAUCGAUGCAUGAGCCUUAUUUCUACUGUACCAGCGACAAGAUUUGGUGUGGCUUUGAUGACGCAGAUUCUGUAUACCUUAAGGCCCGCUACGCAAGGAACAUGGGCCUGGCUGGUGUCAUGGCUUGGACGAUCGACACGGAUGAUUUUAAACCUAGCUGCUACGACGAGAAAUUCCAUAUCAUCCAUAAUAUGAAGCGCGCAAUUGCUGAAGAACCUGGUAACGAUACUGUGGUCUGUGUUGACUACUUUAGGAGCACCACAGAAGAACCUACAACCACAACACCCGAACCCACAACCACAACACCCGAGCCCACAACCACAACACCCGAACCCACAACCACAACACCCGAGCCCAUAACCACAACACCCCAGCCCAUAAUCACAACACCUGAGCCCAUAACCACAACAUCCGAACCUACACCUCUAAGCACAGCUGUCCCCACAAUCACAACACUCCGGCCCGUCUCUACAACCCGGAACCCGGCACUGAGACCCGAUUGCACGAACCACGCGGACGGCACGACUUUCAUACAUGAGGAUUGCAAUAAGUAUUGGGUGUGCAUCAAUGGUUAUGGUGUCCUGGAGAUGUGUGCUCCAGGAACUCUCUUCGACCCUAGCCUGAGCUCUUGCAACUGGGAAGACGCAGUCGAUACGUCCUCUUGCAACCUGUGGAUCUGCGAGGUUGAUAACACGUACUACCCACAUGCAGACUGCGACAAGUAUUACUGGUGCUACAAUGGAGAGCCUCACGUGGAAGUGUGUCCAAACGGUCUCUUCUGGAACCAGUUAAUUCUGCAGUGUGAUAAUCCCGUUCAUGUGGAUACUUCUUCGUGUAAUAUUCCCUAAGCUGUUUGGUUUGUUUUUGUUUUUUUAUUAUUUUUUUUCCUUUUUUUUUAAUAAAGUCUUAUGUGACACCAGAAGCUAGGAAACGGAGGCGUUUCCUCGCAGUCUCUCAGUUUUGUAUUUUGUUCACCUUUCUAAAACGGAUUAAAAUAUUUUGUUGUUCGAAGUUAUGCUUUAGUUUUGAGUUUUUUUCUUAUUUGCCUUCGUUUUCGUUUCCUGUUUGUUUAUGUUUCCAAUCCUGCUAUACACUGUCAACAGAUGCCUGUGCAUUUCUGUGGCAGUUUUAUACCUAAAUUCAAUAAAAGGAUAAUACACA